Dermacentor andersoni is the source of this 3171-nucleotide messenger RNA. It is a transcript of the gene Papss, whose product is annotated as 3'-phosphoadenosine 5'-phosphosulfate synthase. Gene Ontology annotation, molecular function: adenylylsulfate kinase activity; sulfate adenylyltransferase (ATP) activity; ATP binding. The record is from RefSeq and is a predicted model, not a curated record. Gene Ontology annotation, biological process: sulfate assimilation; 3'-phosphoadenosine 5'-phosphosulfate biosynthetic process. NCBI's taxonomy places the organism in Eukaryota, Metazoa, Arthropoda, Arachnida, Ixodida, Ixodidae.
UGUCCUCAGCUGCUUGUUGUUCGUCGGCGGCGGCACACGUUCGGCGAGCCACCUGCAGUUCACCGGCUUCUCCUGAACAGAUGACAUUACUGAGUCGCCCGCGCAACUAAAGUCCUGCUACGUGUGCGUGCCGAGAGCAGCUGUGUUUAACUGCCGAUUUUGAAUAGUAACCUCAUCAUGCCGAAUAUCAGCUGUAACAUCGAGACAAACCACAAGUCCACCAAUGUGGUCUUCCAGAAGCACCAUGUCAGCCGAGACAAGCGGGGUCAGAUCAUGGGCCAGAAGGGAGGCUUUCGUGGCUGCACCAUCUGGUUUACUGGUCUGUCAGGUGCAGGCAAGACAACAGUGUCCUUCGGUGUGGAGGAGUAUCUCUGUCUUCAUGGGAUUCCUGCCUAUGCACUUGAUGGUGACAACAUAAGGCACGGGCUCAACAAGAACCUGGGCUUUUCUUCUCAGGACAGGGAGGAAAACAUUCGACGAGUGGCUGAGGUUGCCAAGCUUUUUGCUGACAGUGGUGUCGUGUGUCUCACUAGUUUCAUCAGUCCAUACGCAAAGGACCGUACUAUGGCUAGGGAGAUACACGAACAAGCUGGCUUGCUCUUCAUUGAGUGCUUUGUGGACACACCGUUGGAAGUAUGUGAGAAAAGGGAUGUCAAAGGCCUUUACCGGAAAGCUCGGGCAGGACAAAUUAAAGGUUUCACUGGAAUUGAUAUGCCCUAUGAAGCACCUGCCUGCCCAGACCUUCUGAUCAAAGCAGGAAAGGACACCAUCAAGGACUGUGUGCAACAAGUAGUUGAACUUCUUAGAGAAAGGGGUGUCAUCCCAGGCAGUGUGGUUGACUGUGUCAAGGAACUUUUAGUGAGCCCAGAGCGCCUGCCAGCUGUGAUGGAAGAGGCAGCUGCGCUUCCCAGUGUGGAAAUAUCCAAGCUGGACCUACAGUGGGUCCAGGUGUUAUCUGAGGGAUGGGCCACACCCCUCACCGGUUUCAUGCGCGAGGCUGAAUUCCUGCAGAGCCAGCACUUUGGCUGCUACCUUGAAGGUGGUGUAACCAACCAGUCAAUUCCAAUUGUACUGCCUGUGACAACAGAGGAUAAGACUCGCCUUGAAAAUGAGCCUGCAUUUGUACUGAAGCACAACGGCAAGGCGUAUGCUAUCCUACGUCAGCCCGAAUUCUAUCCCCAUCGCAAGGAGGAACGCUGCUCAAGACAGUUUGGAACCAGUUGCCGUGGGCACCCUUACAUAAGUAUGAUUUACGAAAGUGGUGACUGGCUUGUUGGAGGUGACCUUGAGGUUCUAGAGCGAAUUCGCUGGAAUGACGGACUUGAUGAAUACAGGCUCACACCAAAAGAGCUCAGGAAAGCAUUCUCCAAGCUUGGGGCAGAUGCAGUGUUUGCAUUUCAACUGAGGAACCCUGUUCAUAAUGGCCAUGCAUUGCUCAUGCAAGACACAAGGAAACAUUUGACAGAGAAAGGUUACAAGAAGCCAGUUUUGUUGCUUCAUCCACUUGGUGGCUGGACGAAAGACGAUGAUGUACCCCUGGCAGUGCGCAUGAAGCAGCACAGGGCAGUACUGGACAGCGGUGUUCUAGAUCCCAAGCUCACUGUACUGGCCAUCUUUCCUUCCCCCAUGAUGUAUGCUGGACCAACUGAGGUCCAGUGGCACGCCAAGGCAAGAAUGGUGUGUGGCAGCAACUUCUACAUUGUAGGCCGAGACCCAGCAGGAAUGCCCCAUCCAGAGACGAAAGAAGACCUCUAUGACCCAACUCAUGGUGCAAAGGUGUUGACCAUGGCUCCUGGCCUUACACAACUCGAAAUCAUACCAUUCCAAGUUGCUGCCUAUGACACAAAGAAGAAGAAGAUGGCAAUGUUUGAGCCUGAACGGAAAGAGGACUUCUUGUUCAUCUCUGGCACCAAGAUGCGCAGCCUGGCACGCAGUGGUCAGGAGCCUCCUGCAGGGUUCAUGGAGCCGUCUGCCUGGAAAGUUCUUUCUGAUUACUACCGCUCUACAGCGAACUGAUGUACAGCCUUAUAGCUGCAAUGUCUUUCUGCUCCUUUCACAACGUUUCUCCCUCCUGCCUCAUUUUUUUUCAUCCCCUCCCACUUAUGUUGCAAGCUUCAAGGUCUGUUUAGUAGAACAUUGCUCUCACUUUUUUUUUUUUUUCACAGACAUUAAUGUUUAGGAAAGCAUUACACUGCAUGAAAUGAUGCAGUCGCUAUGUAGUGAAGCUUUUGAACCUGACAUGUGUUUUUAUUUUACUGGUGGUGGGAGAAACUUGUUCCUUCAGGGUUGGAGUUAGCUGGUCAUGCGAUUUAUUUGCAAGAGUUUUAUAUGAAGACAGUGUGAUGGGGGAACAAGGAUUGUGCCUCAUAGGAGCUUAACUGCUUUAGUCAGCUAGAAACAAAAGUACCGAACAUGGUUUCCAACAAGCCAUAAAGUAUGAAAUCAUCUUGUUGGCAUCGGUAGACAUAUUUAGACUUUUUACACGUGCAUGCACUUUUACUGUUCCAUUUUUGUUACUGUUGUACUCGGAAAGAAAGUGUUUGCUAAUAUUUUAUAUACAUAUAUAUAUAUAUUUUGCUUGUUUUAUAUUAGCAUAUCCUCAUUUAACCGGCUCCACAUUCUGCAUGGUGCUCAAGUGUGAAUUGUGUGAUCUUGAGAAAGGCUCAGAGAAAAGGGGGUAUCUCCAUCGUACAGUGCAGUGAUUUUCUUUUCUUUUUUUUUUUUUGUAGUCAACUGGGACCAAUAUGCUCAAUGUGACAUGCAACAUGGUAGCAGCAUAUCUAGAGAUUAGGCAGUAGGCUAAGUACUGUGGCUUAUACAUAUAUAAAUGUACAUUUGUUUUUUACAUCUGUCAAUUGUGUCUGGAAUAUUAGGCACACACAGUUUGCUGGCACAUUCAUUGUACACAUAAAUGGUCGUGGCUGCUGUGUCCAAGACUGUAUCAUGAGCAGCCAACUUCGUGGUGCAAUAGUACAUGUUGCACUUUAAGACAACAUAUUGUGAUCCUUGUGCAAUUUCACUAUUGUAAUUGUUAUUGCAGGAAUUUGGUUUGUUUGAAGAUUUUUCAUAUACAUGUUUUAAUAAUGGUUGUUUUAAUAUGCAAGCUACAGCUGCAUCCUGGCUAAUUGAAUGCUGGUCAGAAUGCUUGUUAAUAAAAAUGUUGAAAAGGCA